AUGUAAUAAAGAAUAAAAGCUAAGAGGUUAAUUAAUGAGAGGCCUAAAGCAUCAAGAUGGGAAAAUGCAAUGAAUAAACUCAAGACUUUGGAUUAGUUUGGUUAAUCUGUUCAAUUGACGUAUCAAGGGGAAGAUACUUUCAAAACAAUGAUAGGUGCCAUGUUUUCAGUUAUUCUAAUCAUGAUAUUGCUAGGAGAUAUGUAAGAUGGAUUAGGCUUUAGACCUUAGGAAUAAGGCUUUGAUUUUGCUUUUGGAUUGAACAAGGAUCUUGAUUCCUCUAUUGGCUAUUUCACAGUACGGCAAGUAGAUAUUUAUGAAACUAAUUAACUUGAUUAAAAUGGUAAGAAUGUGAAAAGUAAGAACCAAAGAGAUCUAAAAUUUAGUAAAUGCCAUGAUCAUCAUUUCAACUACGGUAACUAGAGUGAGAUAGCUGCUAAAGGCAUAUCAAACCUCAAUUGUUUGACAUAAGAUGAUUAUCAAUUCAAAGGCAACUAUUACUCAAAAGAUUUUGAAUAUUUAGAGAUUAAGCUGUGGAAAUGUCAAAAUUCAUCUUUAUCAAGUAUACCAUUAUAAAAUAAUUAAACAGCUGUUUGUAAGUCUCGUUCAGUAAUAGACAACUUCUUUGAGUCAGAGAUUUUCAAUUUUGCUUUUGUUAACACAUUUUUUGAUUUAACGGAUUAUUCAUAUGAAAACCAAAUUAAGAAGUUUAUUGAUGACUCCCUCUUUUUUGAAUUAGAGUCUCAAAGAAUUAAGAAAACUAAUUUUUACAUUUAAAGACAAGAAGCAAACAUGCAAGAUGAUUAUAUACAAUUCGGGUAAUCAUAGACAAGGCAGUUUCAUCAAAUCAGCAAUUAAAGAAGCUACGAUGAUUCUUACUCUGAUCAACAAGGAUACUUUAUUGCACUUUUUCUGAGAUUAGACAAUAGAUAUGAUAAGUAUUCAAGGAAAAUCUACUCAAUUUUGGAGCUGCUUAGUGAAGUUGGAGGUCUCUACAGAUCACUAUUUGCUAUUGGGCUAAUAUUUGUUGGUAAAAUUGCUUCGAGAUUAUUCUUGAGUGAUAUUAUGAAUAAGAUUUAUUAGGUGAGGAAACAUAUCAAUUUUAAUCAUGGUGAAGAAGACAAAUCAUUUCAAGAAUCUAAUAAAAGGCCAAAGCACAAUUAAAAAGUAACUACUGAAGAUAAAGAAAAAAUUUAGGUUUAUCCGAGUUUAAAUGGACCAGGAAAGUCUAAUUUUGAGAUUGGUGAUCGACUGAACUUGAAAACGAUAGAAGGUGAAGAUCACCAGCUGUAGACAGAUAGAGAUGAUAUAGAAUUAAACUAAUAGUAGCCCCUAUAGAUAAUUGAUGGAGAAAGGUUAAAUACAGAUGAUGACCACUAAACAAUCAAGAGGUCAAAGACUUUGAAAGAUAAAGAAAACUAUCUUUCGAGACAUUUCAAAAAUAUCUAGAACGUUACUAUUAUCGAAAUUCGUGAAUUAUUAGAAUCAUUUGUGUAAAGAAUGCGAUUCACCUAUAACUCAGGUCAAAUCUUCCUAUAUGUAUUCAAAUGUUUCUGCUGCAGAGACUUGAAGAAAUACAGAUACAAGAAGCAAGUGAGAAAGCACUAUUUGUACUAGAAAGCAGAAGAAAAGCUCGGAAUGGACUUAGAUGUUAUACAGAUGAUAAAAACUCUAAAUAAGUUUAAAUUGUUCUCUCAAUCUGCUUUAAGCUAAUAACAUAGAAUGCUACUUAGAUUCUAAAGAUAGAGUUUAAUUGAAACAUCUUCUGAGUCUUCAAAUUCAGAUGACAAUCACUUAGAUCCUUUAAGACUAAUGGAAAGUUAAAACCCAUUAGUGAGAUUAGUAACAUUUGGGAAACUAAAGAAAAUGAUGUCAUCUCUUAAAAACUAAAAGCUUAAGCCAAUUGAGAAGAACUUAAUGAGAGGAGUCUUUAAAAGAAAACUUAAAGAUUACGAGGAAGAUAAUAGAGAGUAGAAUAGGAAAUUUACAUUGAUGUAAAGGCUGUGUAACUUAGACGAAAGAUUUAUAACUUAUACUAAUUCUCCUGCAAAAUCUGAUAGCAAAAAUGAAGUUAGUAAGUUUUAAGAUUCUUUGAUGAGUGAUGACUUAAGUGAUAAAAUUGUGAUCGAUGAAUUUGAUGAAAAAGAAUUAGAUAUAAAGGCGAAGGAUUACAGCAACAAAACAAAAAUAAAAAGCUUUUGA
Stylonychia lemnae is the source of this 2199-nucleotide messenger RNA. NCBI's taxonomy places the organism in Eukaryota, Ciliophora, Spirotrichea, Sporadotrichida, Oxytrichidae. The record is from the annotation of a GenBank genome assembly.